Molecule: messenger RNA, 1684 nt
Organism: Doryrhamphus excisus (bluestripe pipefish)
Lineage: Eukaryota; Metazoa; Chordata; Actinopteri; Syngnathiformes; Syngnathidae
Gene: rabggtb
Product: Rab geranylgeranyltransferase subunit beta
Biological process (GO): protein geranylgeranylation
Cellular component (GO): Rab-protein geranylgeranyltransferase complex
Molecular function (GO): Rab geranylgeranyltransferase activity
Source: RefSeq, a predicted model, not a curated record
UCCUCCGAACACUAGGCGGCAGUAAUGCGCCUUGUUGGCUGGUCAGUCAGCCGCUGUGGUCUGAAACUGCUCACGGAAGUGACAAUGCGACAAUUUUCAAAAUGGGUACGCAAGUGAAAGACGUCUUCAUCAACCCCGACGCCCUCAACACGCUCCUGCUGGACAAACACGCCGACUACAUCGCCGCCUACGGCUGCAAAAAGGACGACUAUGAGUACACCCUGUCCGAGUACGUGCGCAUGAGCGGCAUCUACUGGGGCCUGACGGUGAUGGACCUGAUGGGCCAGCUGCCCCGCAUGAACCGCCAGGAGAUCGUGGACUUCAUCAAAGCCUGUCAGCACGAGUGCGGGGGCGUCAGCGCCAGCGUGGGCCACGACCCCCACCUGCUCUACACGCUCAGCGCCGUGCAGAUCCUGUGCUUGUACGACAGCGUGGACGCGCUGGACGUGGACAAAGUGGUGGACUAUGUCAAAGGCCUGCAGCAGCACGACGGCUCCUUCGCAGGGGACAAAUGGGGCGAGAUUGACACCAGGUUUUCCUUCUGUGCCGUGGCCACGCUUGCCUUACUGGACAAGCUGGAUGUAAUCAACGUGGACAAAGCUGUGGAAUUCGUUCUGUCUUGUAUGAACUUUGACGGCGGUUUCGGAUGCAGGCCCGGUUCAGAGUCUCAUGCGGGUCAGAUUUACUGCUGCACGGGCUUCCUGUCUCUGACCGGCCAGCUGCACCAGCUCAACGCAGACCUGCUGGGCUGGUGGCUCUGCGAGAGGCAGCUGCCCUCCGGGGGCCUCAACGGGCGGCCUGAGAAGCUUCCAGAUGUGUGCUACUCCUGGUGGGUUCUGGCUUCCCUCAAGAUCAUCGGCAAGAUUCACUGGAUCGACAAGGACAAGCUGCGCAGCUUCAUCCUGGCCUGCCAGGACGAGGAGACGGGAGGCUUCGCCGACCGGCCGGGAGACAUGGUGGAUCCUUUCCACACGCUCUUUGGAAUCGCCGGCCUGUCCCUCCUUGGAGAUGAGCAGAUCAAAGCCGUCAAUCCUGUGCUAUGCAUGCCGGAAGAUGUCCUGCAGAAGCUGGGUCUGCAGCCGGACCUCCUCAGCUAGCCCGCCCCCCUGCCCCCCCGCAGCAACAGCAUCAUGUUCAGCAUCAUGUAUAACGCUUUGAUGAAGAAGCACUCAAUUAUGCAAUCCAUCAUAAUCAUCACCCGUGGAGGAACUACUUAACAUCCUUGAACAUUCCUGGACAUCUUCACUUGGGACAGGAAAUUCUCGUUGUGCAUUGUCAUUUGUGUUUCUAUGAUCGGCAUUUGAAGAGCCAACACUCGAUGGAGCGCCGACAGUUUCCCAGCGGUCCGACGGCAGGAAACGCGGGCACGGCUCCACACUAGCCUGUCCGUACGUGACAGGUGGAGGGCUGAGAACAUCGCCUGACAAAUGGCCUUCAUGGGACUCCUUAGCUUUGUUAGCCAACUGCAUGCUUCCGAAGCCUGGCCAGACCUCCACCAGUCUUCUCACAGUCUCAUCGUGAGUUUGACCAGUCGUGCUGUAUGUUCUCCUCAAGUAAAUCUCAUGUUCUUGUCUUUCAUCAUUCCACCAGUGGAUCCACCAGUCUUCUCACAGUCUCAUCGUGAGUUUGACCAGUCGUGCUGUAUGUUCUCCUCAAGUAAAUCUCAUGUUCUUGUCUUUCAUCA